Molecule: messenger RNA, 1917 nt
Organism: Theileria annulata
Lineage: Eukaryota; Apicomplexa; Aconoidasida; Piroplasmida; Theileriidae
Product: serine/threonine kinase, putative
Exons: 5
Coding region: 1-1917 (638 amino acids)
Biological process (GO): G1/S transition of mitotic cell cycle; protein phosphorylation; signal transduction
Cellular component (GO): cytoplasm; nucleus; cyclin-dependent protein kinase holoenzyme complex
Molecular function (GO): cyclin-dependent protein serine/threonine kinase activity; ATP binding; cyclin binding
Source: RefSeq, a predicted model, not a curated record
AUGAAUCCACAGUUUGAAUCUGGCCACCAUGUUUUAAAUAUUGAUAUUUUAUUAUUUGUGAGACAAAUGAUAAAAAAUAACGCUGAAUUAAUAAAUCCUUCCCUUAUAAUUAACAAUAGAAACCCUAUUAUAAUAAACGAGUAUGAUGCUGAUCCUAAUAAGAGGAAGUUAAUACAUAAUGACAUUACACAUGACUACAAAAGAAAGAAAUAUUCUUUUAUGGAACAUGAUAUUAACUUCAAACAAGACAUUGAUGCUGAUUUUAAGUUUGAAGGAGAGCUUGAAAGUAGUCUAUAUUACGGACUACCUGAUAGUUUAAGCCACAUGAAUAAGAGGAUAAACACAGAGCACGGUGAUUUCGGCCGAAUAAUAAAGAAAUUGAGGUCGAGUAUAAAUGAUUUAAUAAACGAUGAAAUAAUCAAUAACGCAAGACUAUCCUUCAACGACAUAACAAUUAACCAGUUAUUACAACUGGAAAACUUGGAAAGAGAAGAACACCACGUUGAAGUAGAUAUUAAACAAGUUGAAAAGGACGAAGAAGAACUAAUAGACAAGAUAUUGGAACUAAACAAAGAAUCAAACAAAAUAGUAAGAAUGGAAGAGGAUGAAGAUAUUGUCAACAUUUACAAGUGGCGUCAUGUUAAAACUCUGGGUGAGGGGUCUUACGGCAGAGUUUACCUUGUAUCUUCAGAUUUAACAAAUGAAAGGAAAGCCUUUAAAAGGAUAAUAAUAAACAAGAAAUUAAAUAUAUACAUGCUCCGUGAAAUGUACUCUCUCUUACUACUUUCUUGUUCAAACCCGUUCAUUUACAAACAUAACUGUAGUCCUUAUGAGAAUUACGAAUACGAACAGUCUUACAAUAGUUACAGUCGUAACUUUCUUGCCACUUGUGAUACUAAAACCGACAACUUUGAACAUUCUCAAUACUUUGGAGUUGAAAAAAAUGUCAUAGAAUUGGAUAAAAUAUAUUUCGGCAAAAAUAGAAUUUAUUUGUCCUUUCCAGUCUUUGAUUAUAACUUAAGAGAGUAUUCAAACAAGUAUUACAAAAAUGGUAUGGAGAUUGAGUUGGUCAAACGAAUAGUCAGGCAGAUACUUGAAGGUGUUUAUAUUUGCCAUUCAAACAACAUAAUUCACCGUGAUAUUAAGCCCGAAAAUAUAUUAAUAUCCAUAGACGAAUUCAACAUUAAUGCCAGACUUAUUGAUUCAGACAAUAUUAAGUGUACUCAUAAUGAUAUGUAUAAUACUGGUAGUAUCAUAGAUGAUGAAUACAUUGAUAUCAGUUCAUUUGAUGAUAGUGGCGAACAAAAUUUGACAAAUUCUUUCAAUUUUCGCAAUAGAGUGACCAAUACAGACUUAUUCAGUAUACCCAGUAUUGAUAGGGUAAUUUUAUCAGAUUUUGGACUAUCACGACAACUCGAUCCCGACCACUAUUAUCAGAAGAACAAAAGUAAUGAAACUAUAACUAUAUACAUGUUUUUAAUUAAUAAUUUAUUAGAAUUAACUAUGGAGGUUGUCACUUUAAACUACAGGGCUCCAGAACUUUUGUUAGGUUACAACUUCUACUCCUAUUCAAUUGAUAUUUGGUCCGUCGGAUGUAUAUUAAUUGAACUUUUAACAGGUCACAAUUUAAGGGUGAUGAAUAGAAUUUUAGGAAAACAAUUGUUCGAUGAAAACAACGAAUUCGGGUUACUGAUUUCAAUUUUUAAGGUUUUUGGAAAGCCUACAGAGUCUGAAUGGGCCCAGAUUUCCACAUUUCCUUAUUUGAACGUUGAAAUAAACUGCAACAACAAGUAUGAAAUGUUUAAAGGAUUAAGUCAAGAUGAGUGCUUGGUUGAUUUAUUAUUAAGAAUGCUAGAACUAAAUCCCAACAAACGAAUAACGGCACAGGAAGCUAUCCAGCACGAGUUUUUUAAAUGA